Messenger RNA from Meloidogyne enterolobii, 381 nucleotides. NCBI's taxonomy places the organism in Eukaryota, Metazoa, Nematoda, Chromadorea, Rhabditida, Meloidogynidae. The record is from the annotation of a GenBank genome assembly.
CGAACGGAAGAGAUGAAUGAAUUGAAGCGUGAAUUGAGACAUUUAAAGGCUAUUGAUCAACAGCAUGAAAGGGAAUCACGCGAAGCAUACCAAUUAUUGUCUCAACAAAAAACUUCUGAAUCGGGCGAAAAGUCGCAGGCAUCAAAAUCGACAUCUAAACAACUAGCAAAUUUGCGCAGAGCUCUUGUUCAAUUGAAUGAAGGCCGUAGGAUACAAAAUAUUGCAGAGAUUAAGGAACGAUUAUUAGAUGAAAAAAAUCCAUUGCCGUGGGCACAAAUGGAUAAUAUUACUGAAGUACUUGAAUUUAGAGCUGUUCAACGAAAUUUUCACUCUGAUAGAGUGCAAGAAUUGUUACAAAAAAUAUUUGAAUUACAUGGUUAA